AUGAAUCCACCUCCGAUCAGAUCAGAUGUUCACCCCAACCAUGUCCCACCUCUGGGAAAUCCGGCAAAUCCACCACCUCCAAUGUCUUUCCUUCCCAGAGCUUCCACGCACUCAGUACCGCCAUCACUUCCGCUAUCCAACCAGCCUGGUCUUCAAGUGCAUAAUACAUAUCCACAUCAACCUCCUGGAAUGAUGCCCACACAAGGCCCAUCACUACACUUGACUCAGGGAGUGGGUGGGCCGUCACUACCGUAUCGAGAUCAACCAAAUCAAUAUGGACAGCAGAUGAAUACGAAUAUGCUACCCGUUAAUGGAUAUAAGAUGCCACAUCAAAAUCCUAGGUCUGGUAAUAUGGUACCACCCCCAUCAUCAGCGCAUGAUCAUUACCAUCAACCUCGGAAUUCCCGGAAUCAACCACCUUCACGACCACAGCCGUUUCAUCAAUUACCUGGACAGCCUAACCUAGCACUUCCACCUCGACCUAUGUUGUCAUAUGUUGAAACAAGUGUAAAUGAACCGAUACCCCAUAAAGCUUCAACAUUUCAUAACAAUCUUCAUCAACCCAAUAUGCCACCUAAUGCGCUGUACGGACCUCAUGGAGUCCUCAAUGGUGCAUCAGCCCCAGCACCGAUGCUACCUCAAUCUUCUAUUGCUUCGAUUAACCAUAACCAUCGAGAAUUUGAUCGACCGCCACGAGACACAUAUAUUCCGGGAGGUGGUCAAGAUGGAUACUCGAACAACAUGCGUAAUGGGAAUGGUAAUGGUUCUCGAAAUCAAAAUGAUCGAAGAUAUAAUCGAAAUAACAAUAACAAUAACAAUAAUUAUAACAGCAAUCACGGCCAUAAUAAUAAUAAUAAUAACAAUAAUGUUAAUGGACGUGAUCGAUGGACGCCAUCAACUUCAAAUCAAGCUCCUUUAAACCGACAACGUGGCGGAGACCAUCGAAACCGACAAAAUGAUGGACGACGUGGAGGAAGUGUUGGUGGAGGGAAUCGACAAUCAUGGCCCAUGAAUUCUUUUAACAAUGGUAAUGGAGGGGGAAAUGGAGAUUAUAUGCAAGGAGGUUCACAAAGAUCAGAUGGAGAUUGGAAUAAUUCAUCAGGACCACCACCACCACCACCUCAUCCUCAUCCUCAUCCACAUCCUCAUCAUCAACCUUAUCAUCCAUCUCAUUCUCAUUCAAGUAGUAAUGGAAUUGAACCUUCUGUUCCUUUGAUUAGAUAUGCUGGAAGACCUCAGGAUGAUGGACCUCAUUUAGAGUAUUAA
Melampsora larici-populina 98AG31 is the source of this 1266-nucleotide messenger RNA. RefSeq lists its product as uncharacterized. The transcript has a single exon. Bases 1 to 1266 code for a protein of 421 amino acids. Lineage: Eukaryota; Fungi; Basidiomycota; Pucciniomycetes; Pucciniales; Melampsoraceae. The record is from RefSeq and is a predicted model, not a curated record.